AAACAAAACAUUAAAAUACAAUGAAAUGAAAAGGCAAGCAAACUAACUUAAGAGUUUCCAUCAUUUAACCAAUCCGUGUUGCUAGGUCCAUCAUCACGAAAAAGCCUUCCUCUCAUAAUAGCCUUUCAUUCUAGCUUCCAAAAUUAUUUUGUUUCAGGAGACAUAUGACUUGUAUCUAUGGCCAUGGUUUCCCAAUCCUUCUUGUCUUCAUUUUCUUUGCGUUGAUACUCCCUUUCUUUGCGUACAUACUCCCUUUCUUUAGCAUAUUCUAUUUGCAUUGCCUAAUCAUCUUCUUGGGCUUUCCUGUCUAUUUCAACUCUCAAGGCGCUUUGCCUUGCAAUUUCCUCCAAAAAUUUAGAGGCAUUACUGGUACAAUUAUUUCCUCUCUUUGCCUUCGUCGCCUUCCUCCCAAUAGGCCACGGCUCCCUUUCAAUGGGUGAGUCUUCACUCAUAGGGGAUUCCAUAGGCGAAUCCAAAGCUUGUGAAUCAUGGAGUGGCGUCUCGUUUAACACCACCGUUGGAGCCGUUGGAAUAAUGCUAAAUCUCUUACAAUGCUUCACCACCUCCCAACAAAUCCUCAUACAUCUUCUCCUUCUCCAACUAUUAUUCACUUUCUACUCAAUAUUUUUUUCACUUUCUACUCAAUACUUUUUUCACUUUCAAGUUUAAUUUUUCUCUAUCAUUAUGGCUUUUUCUCAAGAAACCGGAGGGGCAUGGAGCAUCAUGGAAGAUAUCUUGUUGUGUGAGUGUUAGGUCCAAAUUAGUCAUGAUCUCAUAUCGGGUAAUGAGAUGAAAUUCAGUCAAAUGUGAAAAAAAUUCAUCACGAAUUUGUUGAAAGAUUGAGUUCCACCUGUACGGAAAUGGCAUUGUCUAGUCGGUGGAAAAUUCUCAACAAAGAGUUGGGGAAAUGGAGAGAUGCCCUCACAAAAGCGAUGGAUAACCAAAGAAGCAGGGAAAAUCUAAGCAAUGAGAUUAUGCAAGCUCAAAUGUGGUAUGGUGCUGCUGGACAAGGGAAAAAACCUUUCAACCAUACCCAAUGUUGGGAGGUGGUGAAGCAUUGUAAGAGAUUUAGCAUUAUUCCAACGGCUCCAACGGUGGUUUUAAACGAGACGCCACUCCAUGAUUCACAAGCUUCGGAUUCGCCUAUGGAAUCCCCUAUGAGUGAAGACUCACCCAUUGAAAGGAAGCCGAGGCCUAUUGGGAGGAAGGUGGUGAAGGCAAAGAGAUGAAAUAAUUGUACCAGUAAUGCCUCUAAAUUUUUGGAGGAAAUUGCAAGGCGCCUUGAGAAUUGAAAUAGACAGGAAAGCCUAAGAAGAUGAUAGGGCAAUGCAAAUAGAAUAUGCUAGAGAAAGGGAGUAUGUACGCAAAUAAUGGGAGUAUCAAUGCAAAGAAAACGAAGACAAGAAGGAUCGGGAAACCAUGGCUAUGGAUACAAGCCAUAUGUGCCCUGAAACAAAACAAUUUUGGAAGCUAGAACGAAAGGCUAUUAUGAGACGAAGACUUUUUCGUGAUGAUGGACCUAGCAACACGGAUUGGUUAAAUGAUGG
Prunus avium (sweet cherry) is the source of this 1547-nucleotide messenger RNA. NCBI's taxonomy places the organism in Eukaryota, Viridiplantae, Streptophyta, Magnoliopsida, Rosales, Rosaceae. The record is from RefSeq and is a predicted model, not a curated record.